Molecule: messenger RNA, 2609 nt
Organism: Dermacentor silvarum
Lineage: Eukaryota; Metazoa; Arthropoda; Arachnida; Ixodida; Ixodidae
Exons: 10
Coding region: 196-1974 (592 amino acids)
Biological process (GO): transmembrane transport
Cellular component (GO): membrane
Molecular function (GO): transmembrane transporter activity
Source: RefSeq, a predicted model, not a curated record
GUGCCUUUGCACGAGCAAUCGUCACGUCAUCACCAACAGCCUCGCUCGGGCUCGCGCUGGUGCUCGAGCUCACGAAGAAGGUUCACCCGCCGAGGCCACGUUCGCUUAGCGUCGGCAGUCAGGGUCCCAGUCGUCCAUCGAGGAGGCGUCGUCGGGUGCCGAGAUACGACUUCGCCUCCUCCUCUUUCCCGUGGCAUGUCGAGUCCUCGGAACGUCCUACGAACCGUCCUCUGGGCAGCGUCCCAACCUUUCCGCUGGCUGCUGCGCCAACUGGCUGCCGCCACCGGUUCCGAGGCCAGCGAGGAGCAGCCCGCGAACGCCGCCGUCCCGUCCUGCUGGUCUCUGUUGGGCGCCUCGCUCGGGGGUCGCAAGAUGGAGGCGCUGCUCUUCGCGUACACCGCUGCGGCCACCAUGCCGGCCGCGGCCAUCACGGCCAUCUUCCGGGAGCAGUCCUGCCGAAGCCUGUCGUUCGCCAAGGGCGUGUGCGAGAACCUCGCCAAGCACGAAGAAGAGCGUUACAAGGCGUACGUGGUCUCCAGCCGCUACCUGCUCCUGUCGGAAGGCGUGCUCACGCUCACCUCCGCCGUGGUCGCCAUCCUGGCGGGCCCAGUGUGCGACAAGUACGGACACCGGACGCUCGUGGGGCUCGCCAUCGGCGGUGCCGCGAGCACCACUCUCGUGCGCGUCUUCGUCGCCUUGGGAAGCGGCCCCAUGCUGGCGCACGUCUUCGCGGUCCUGCCCAUGGGCCUAACAGGUGGUCACGUGCUCAUGCUGGCCUGCUGCUACUACGUGGUGACGAAGCGCACCGAAGCUAGGCUCUUUCGAACCAUCAGGUUUUACCUGCUCGAGGUGUCCGCGCUCUUGGGCCGCGCCGUGGGCUGGCUCGUGGGCUGGUUCCUGCACUCGGUCCUCGGCCAUUAUGUGUCGCUGUGGACGGCGCUGGGGGUGCAGUGCUUCCUGCUGGCGACGCUGUGGGCGAGCCCCCCUCUCAGGGACUCCUCGGCGAGCACUGGGGUGGGCCAGCCGAACCAGCUGCGGCUCCUGAUGAGCGCGGACAACGCGCGCGAGGCGGCCAAGAUGUUCGGCGGCCACCGGAACAUCCGCGGCACGCUCAAGCUGCUGUUCGCGCUGCAGGCGCUCAUCGCCGCCAUCAACUACGGUCCCGAUGAGAUCCUGUACCCGUACGCCCGGCUGGUGUACCGCUGGUCGUACUCGCACUUCGCGCUCGUCACGGCCAUCGGCGGCCUGCUGGUCGGCGUCAUCGGCGUCUUCGCCGUCGGCUGCAUGCGCGUCGUCGGCGUCAACGACGUCACGUUCGUGAACAUCGGAGCCACCUUCGGAGGCGUCCGCGACCUGAUCAUCGGCCUGGCGCAGCUGCCUGCCGUGUUCUACUUCAGCUACAUUUUGGCCGUACCCCAAGGGGUCGCACCGGUGGGCCUCAAGUCGUACUUCUCCAAGCUGGUUCCUGCAGACGAAUGCGGCAAGUUCAUGGCCCUGGUGACCGCCUGUGAGUCGACGUUCACCGUGCUCACCAGAGUGGCGCUGUCGUUCACCUUCGACAUCACCUCGACCAUCUUCACGGGCCUGCCCUUUAUCGUCUGCGCCGCACUGGCCUUACCCGUCAUCACAAUCUCAGGGUUCCUUAACCCAACGCCGGAAUCGAGCAGCUCAAGUAGCGGGAGUGUGCCUCCCCCAGCUGGCGAGCGAGGUGCGGACGACGGCGGUGCCGCCGCCGGAGCAGCCGAAGUACCGGGUUCGGCUCCCGAACCGGUAGCGGCUGGCGGCAUCAUGCCCGAGCCUUUGCGGAAGCUCGGCGGCGUCUUGGCGGUCCCAGCGGUGGUGCAGGCCGCACAGGCGGUACGCGCCGUGCCGGCCGCCGCUCAGCAGGCCGCUGCCGUCUUGUUUCAUCCGGGUCAGCAGCAGCAGCAGCAGCAGCGCCCUCUGCCGAAAGCGACGGCCGCAGCUCGGUCGUGAUGGGUCUGUCUGCCUCCGCCCCGCCCCGGAACAAGGUUUGUCAUCAUGGCCGCGAGACACCGGAACUCUCCGGGGUCACCCGACUUUGAAUUCCGACCCAGCGGAGUCACAGCGGCGGCGCUGCGCACCACUUCCCAAUCGAUGCCGAGCGACGCAUCCGGCGACGCCUCCCCACGACGCCAAUUGGCUGCUGAGCGACCAAUGGCAGCGCUCGUUAAUUAGCCAGCCUAUGGGAGACAGUUUUGCGGAGAAGGCGAAGCGACCACUCCGAACCGACCUCGGCGCUCGUCUGUUGACGGAUCGAUAGAAACGUUAGCGGCUAAUCCACACGCCGCGCUGUUAUGCGGAGCGCGCGCCAACUGCCUGUUAAAGGGACGGUGGGCGUGCGAGUAAAAUUAUCGAAGCGUCACGCUUACGGGGGCCCGUUGUGUGUGUGGUGGUGGUGACGCAUAUUUUACGACUUUUAUGUGCUGUCGUGUAAACGUGAAUGGUGGAGCUCCACCUUUACUCGUGUCGGUCGUCGCCAAAGCGAUGAUGCGCAACCUGUUUUUCAAAUCCACUAUUGAGGUUGGGCAAGUUUGUAUUUGAUUUUCGAACUGGUGAAGCGCUCUGUUCCUUCUUUUGGUCGGCUCGGC